This is a messenger RNA of Owenia fusiformis, 1424 nucleotides long. NCBI's taxonomy places the organism in Eukaryota, Metazoa, Annelida, Polychaeta, Sabellida, Oweniidae. The record is from the annotation of a GenBank genome assembly.
UGUGACAUCAUCAAGACAGAGAGGUGACAUAUAAAACGUGACAGAAUAAAAAAAGUGACAUAAUGAGGAAAAUGAUAUUGGAAGAUCAUGUUGCAUCGCCAUCUAAUUCUUCACGAAUGGAUAAUUGGCACCAGAACAAACUAGAGCCAAUAAUAAUGGGUCGAGGUCGGGCGAAUGGCGACUGGGCGAGGUCCCCGCCCCCUAACGCCCAUAUAACGUACAAGAUCGGCAUUUACGGAUGGAGGAAACGCUGCCUUUAUCUCUUCAUUCUCAUCAUGAUGGUUUGCAUCGUAAUCAAUCUCGCUCUCACUAUUUGGAUCCUGCAGGUCAUGGAUUUCUCUAUAGAUGGUAUGGGAAAGCUACGAAUGACAGACUCAGGUGUACAGGUCCAAGGCAGAGCAGAGUUUAUCAAACCAUUACAUGCAACAUCCAUCAGAUCAAAAUCAUCAGAUCCAUUAUUCAUAGAAUCAUCAAGAAACAUAUCUCUACACUCCAGAGAUUCAUCCGGAAAUAUCAAAAACACAUUUUAUAUUGGAGACGGGAAUGUCAAGUCCACUUGCAGUAAAUUCCAGAUACAAGAUGGGGCUGGAAAAACUCUGCUAAAAGCUGACAAACAAACUGUCUCAAUAGGUGCUCAAUCUCAACUACAUAUACAAGGAGAAAGUGGUGCUAAAUUUGAUGGCUCUGUCCAAACUCCACUCGUACGUGCCUAUUCUGCUCAGGACCUGAAAUUAUCCUCUCCUACUCGGAGGCUAGAAGUUUCAGCUGCUAAAGGGUUAAGGUUUUUAGCCCCUGCUGGGAAUAUAUCACUUAACAGUAUCUCAGACAUCUCAGUACAGUCUAAAAAUGCAAUCAACCUAGAUUCCAAGACUAUAAACAUAAAUAAUUUAAAAGUUAUACAACCAGGGAGCAUAAGUUUACCAUUUCCCGGAGUGUACCAAUUAUGUGUUUGCGACACAGGAAAACUGUUUCUAGCUCCACCUAGUGGUGAAUGUGAAGCAGAUACGACAUUGUGCUCACCAUGAGCCACCACAAAUAGUUUUAUAUAAUAAAAAUCUACAGUUAUUUAAAUCAGAAUGCCAAAUGUAGGAUUUCAGAAAAAUGGGAUUUACAUUCUAAAGGACGAACAGAGAAUGGAUAUACAGACAUGUGGGAAUCUCGAAGACUAUUAUUAUCCGCCCCUCGUGUUCAGAUAUUUUUUAUUGAUAGCAUGACUCAAAAUGGUCAUUUGUUGGAAAGCAUAUCAAUAUAACUGGGGUAGCCAGAAUUCCAAAAUACACUGUAGGUGAGGAAAAUUGGAAGAGAUGAGGCAAUCAACCCCAAAGAAGAUAUCUCCAUCAUCUCCACUUUUUUGUGGCAGUGGUUGAUGUUCGAUGUUCGGAAUCUGUUACAAAUGGCAGGUGGUGAUAUUUUGCAUGUUAAUG